AUGUACCCCUACCGCACUCGGAAGGCUGCUAUUCUCAGCGCCUCGAAUCAACAGGCGCGACAAGAUUCGGCGCCCGCCCACAGGGCCAAGGUCGUCCAAGACCCACUGGACUAUAACUUGUGGUCCUACCUUGAGAGCAAGGCCUGUGCCACUCCCCACCCCAAUUUGGAUUCUCUGAAGGCAGCGCACAUCAAAAAUGGGACGAAAUCGACGACGCACUCCUGCGUCCGGUCAUCGACGCUUUUCCCAAUCGACUCCGCGCUGUCCUCAGUGCCAAAGGUGGCCGUAUCGAGAAGUAACUUGUGA
This is a messenger RNA of Haemonchus placei, 306 nucleotides long. NCBI's taxonomy places the organism in Eukaryota, Metazoa, Nematoda, Chromadorea, Rhabditida, Trichostrongylidae. The record is from the annotation of a GenBank genome assembly.